This is a messenger RNA of Triticum turgidum subsp. durum (durum wheat), 555 nucleotides long. Lineage: Eukaryota; Viridiplantae; Streptophyta; Magnoliopsida; Poales; Poaceae. The record is from the annotation of a GenBank genome assembly.
AUGGGGCUCUGGGACUCGCUCCUCAACUGGCUCCGAAGCCUGUUCUUUAAGCAGGAGAUGGAGCUCUCCCUGGUUGGCCUACAGAAUGCUGGGAAGACAUCUCUAGUCAAUUCAAUUGCUACCGGUGGAUACAGCGAGGACAUGAUUCCAACUGUAGGCUUUAAUAUGCGGAAAGUCACCAAGGGAAAUGUCACAAUUAAACUUUGGGAUCUUGGAGGGCAACGUAGAUUCCGGACUAUGUGGGAGCGCUACUGUCGUGGAGUUACGGCUAUUCUAUACGUUGUCGAUGCUGCUGACCGGGAUAGCGUUCCGAUUGCUAAAAGUGAAUUGCAUGACCUGCUGACAAAACAAUCUUUAUCUGGGAUCCCCUUACUUAUCCUUGGCAACAAAAUUGACAAGUCAGAGGCACUUUCUAAGCCGGCAUUAGUUGAUCAACUAGGCCUGGAAUCUAUAAAGGACCGUGAAGUUUGCUGCUACAUGAUCUCUUGCAAGGACUCGGUGAACAUAGAUGUUGUCAUUGAUUGGCUCAUCAAGCAUUCUAAGACUGCAAAUUAG